UUGUUUUCUUCUUCACAUGUUCCUCGCUGGCUUCAAGUCCUUCUCACUGAGAAAUUCUAUAACGCUUGUAUAAUUCACGAGGAAGCGAAGAAGAACGAGAAGAACGUGUACUGUUUGGAUUGUUGUACCAGCCUUUGCCCUCACUGUUUGCCCCCUCAUCGUUCUCACAGACUCUUGCAGAUUAGAAGAUACGUUUAUCACGACGUUAUAAGGCUGGAUGAUGCUGCCAAGUUAAUUGACUGCUCUUUAGUUCAAUCGUAUACCACGAACAGUGCAAAAGUGGUGUUUUUGAACCAAAGGCCACAGACAAGGAACUUCAGAGGCUCCGGCAAUUUCUGCAGUACCUGUGACAGAAGCCUGCAAGACCCAUACCAAUUCUGCUCUCUCUCUUGCAAGAUCGAUUACCUUUUGAGGACAAGGAAUGGCCUUUCUGGGUACUUGUUCGAGUGCAACUAUUUGCCCUUGCCUGAGUCUGGGUUCGACAACGGGCUUAUGACCCCAGACUCGGUGCUGGAGCCGUCCGGCUCGAACCGGACCACGUCGUCGGGUUCGGGUGGCUACGGCGGCGUGGACUGCAGGGUGUUGGUUUCCACUGCUACAACGGAGAUUGUCAGGAAGAAACGGAGCGGCGGCGGCGGCGGCGGCGGGGGUUCGGCGUUCAGAGGAGCGUGUAGGCCGGCUUGUUCGCCGGUGUCGGAGAUUUCGGUUGGUCUGAUGAACCGCAGGAAGGGGACGCCCCAGAGGGCCCCACUGUAUUGAAUUAUGUACGGAAAUUAUCAAAGGACACAAGAGGGGAAGACCGGGAG
Molecule: messenger RNA, 806 nt
Organism: Neltuma alba
Lineage: Eukaryota; Viridiplantae; Streptophyta; Magnoliopsida; Fabales; Fabaceae
Exons: 4
Molecular function (GO): zinc ion binding
Source: RefSeq, a predicted model, not a curated record